This is a messenger RNA of Boleophthalmus pectinirostris (great blue-spotted mudskipper), 3265 nucleotides long. RefSeq names its product coiled-coil domain containing 187 (gene ccdc187). The transcript has 13 exons. The record is from RefSeq and is a predicted model, not a curated record. Bases 335 to 2569 code for a protein of 744 amino acids. NCBI's taxonomy places the organism in Eukaryota, Metazoa, Chordata, Actinopteri, Gobiiformes, Gobiidae.
GUGAAGAAGCGCAGGCUGUGGGCGAAGUUUGUCCACACGGGCUUCCCAUCAACCCAACCACGGGGCUUUUGUUUCGCAGAGAACAACAGCAGCCCUAAACACCGCUUUUCUACCUCUUUUUACCUUUAAUCGUGUCGUUUUUGUUCAUCCAGAAACGCGUUCUGAAGAAGAGAAAGAAAAAAAGUAGGUGUGCGGCUCGGGGGACGCGUAAAGUUGACAGUUUGAUGGUGUCAGGACUUGUUGAGUCGAGUAGUUUAAAGACAGCACUUCGCCUGGACUGGACUGGGAAAAGUGUCCCUUGAGUCACCAUGAGACACUGACAGCGCACACAACAAUGGCAGAGGUGGAGAUAGACCAGUCUCACUUACCCCGUGUUGAAGAAGUGCGUCAGAACUUCGCUGUGUUAGAGGAUGGAGUCUUGGCACACAGCCUACAGGAGCAGGAGAUUGAGCAUUACUACAUGACAAACAUCCAAAAGAAUCAGCUGGUGCAAAAUGACAUCCGUGUGGCAAAGAGACUUCAGGAUGAGGAGGAGGAGCAGAGAGCACAGUACAGCGCCCUCCUCAGGCAGACUUCAAGACAAAUGGAGGAGCGGGACUUUGAGUACGCCCGUGUGAUCCAGGAGGAGAUCCAGAGGAGAGCUGAGGAGGCGCGGCGCAGAGAGAUGGACGAUGAGGAGUUGGCCAAACAGAUACAGGAAGAGGAGGAGGAGAGGAUCAGGAGGACCAGAGAAGCCAGCAGCAGUGGUUCUGAGGAGCAGUACUCUCCCUUCUCCAGCAGAGGGCAGCGUUCUACCUCUGACUACAGCUCCUCACACUUUAACAGCCCUCAGGCAGGAACCCCCAGGGGACACAGAACAAAUGCACGUUUACGGUCAAGUGAAGGACAUUCAUUUAGAGAUCCAAGAGAGCGAUUUUUGAGCGAAGAAUCAGACGGAUCAGAUACAGUUUUCUCCGAACGUUCUUCUGUCAGGUCCAAAACUGUGCCUUCUCAAUGCCAACGCCAGCUACGAGACAGGAACUGUAGAAGUCUAAUGUCUCAUACAAGCUUUCCUGAACACUAUAAUGACUAUGAAAGGGAGCACUUAGACGAAGACUAUAAUGAAAAUGGUUAUGAUGAAAGGAGCAGACCACGGAAUCACGCUAUAGAAAGGGAUUCUAGACAAGAACGUGAUGGUUGGCAUAGAAACCAGGAUCUACAGACUGAACUGGAAGAGGUGAGGGAAAGGAGAUGUAAGCGAACUGAAUCAGUGAGGCUCCCGGACAGGCGUAGACAAAGUUUUCGGGAGGCAGCCAAAACAUGGGCGUACAAGGACAAUCCUGAUAAACAUGUGCGAUUUCGUGAUGAAUCCGCGAAAUCGCACAGGUCUCAGGACGGGCACCAAGAAGUGUGGGAGAUGUUGGGGCAGGUGCUUAGAGAGAGGGGCGUCCCAGUAAGGAUGGGUGACAACGGGGUGCCUCUUCAAAUAGGAGCAUCGCAAAGGAGGGAGAGGAGAGACAGCCACUGUCUUUACGGGAGCGAAGCAUCCUGCAGUGACACCCAACCACAUCACAGGGCUUUUCAAAGGGCUGUCACCGUGAGACACAGUUUCCAUGGAGAUAUCCGCGAGAGGAGACGCAAAAGCUUCAACCGGGAGCAAACCCAAGGCCAGCACUGUGAACCUGUACAGCUGGACAGAGAAAUCAGAAGAAGAGAGUCGAAUUUGAGCAGGGAAAGACAAGGAAGUAGAAGAUGGAAGGAGCAUAAAUAUGUAAGGAAUGAUGAAAGCAAUGGAAACGAAUACCGGAUCACAAGGACUACAAGUGAGAGGAGGCCAGUGCAUAACAAUGUACACAGGAGUGCAGAGGAGGAGCGACCGGACAGGAGAGCCCCAAAUAGGAGCCAAAGCCUGAGCAGCAGCAGGGCUUUGAGGUCCAGACACACGCCCCCCACAGAGCGAGACCGGACGAGCCUGGAGCUGGGGGAACUGCAGCAGGUUCUUCAUGAUGAGGAAUUAGCCCGAAAACUUCAGGAGGAAGAGGAGAGAGUGCUGAGCAGGAACCCCGGGCCUUCACCUCAUAAUAACUCCAACCCGGAUGGAGACUUCAAAGUUGCCCAAGUUGCACAAGACGAGGAAAUUGCACGCUACAUACAGAAACAGGAAAUCAAAUCAAAGCACCGAUCUCGUGAGCUAGAAGGACCUGUGUCGUGGCGAGAACACAGAGCUAUGAUGCGUCAGCAUGACAGAAGGGCAAGAGAGGUCCCUCGAGAAAGACUUGAUUCUGAGGGUCUCCCUUCUCCCACUGAGGACUGCUCCCCCGAGGAGCAGCCGCACAGCCCAGUCUCCACACUGCAAAAUGCUUCACAGAUCAGGAACAUUGCAGAGGAGUUGGACCCAACAUUUCAGGUUCGGAGGCCGGGCACAGAGAGCCUCGGGGCAGCACAAACCGGCUCCUGCUGUGUCCCACUUCCAGCUCAGCAGUCAGGUUUUCAGGAAGAGCCCACCUUUAUCCCACCCACCAAAAGACAAGCGGAGAAAUCCGUCCGACCUAAGUCCAAAGAGAAGAGGGAAAACUGCAAACAACAAUAAAUAUUUGACACUGAAUCCAGAAACAUAUAAAUCAAAAAUGAUAGUUUUUCUGAGCUGUUAGCACUUUAGACCACAGGAACAAACUACAUCAUCUGUGUAUUAGUCAACGCAUGAUUAUGAUUCAAAGGAGCAGACCUACAUUAAGUAAUGUAGGCCAAGUAUUGUUUGAUAUUGUGUUUAUUUAAGCAUAUUCAAUAUAUUUGUUGCAUUUAUGUUGGAUUCUUUUUUUAAGGCCUAUUUUGUAAUGGAAAUUACUUUGAUUCAUUUAUACAUGUAUUUUGUAUGAGUAUUUCCCAUGAAUGGCAUGUGUCAUCUAUGCAUUUUUCAAGAAAUGAAUGAUAUUAAAUAUGAAUAUUUAAAUGCUGACAAUCAAAUGACGUGUUUGAACAUUGUUCUAUAAAUAAUACAGCAUAUUUACAAAACAGCUGUGUCAUUAACGGGAAGUUUGACUCAUUAAAUGAACAAUUAGUAAAGACGACUCACUAAAAAAGUACACUGAAGAGCUUUAUAAGCGAUGACUCAUGUUGACAAAGGAGUCCACUGUACUUUAGAGUUUUUAGUAGUGUUCUACAUGAGAAAUAGUGGCCUGACGGUAUUGUCAAAAUGCUUUCAAGUUUUUCAUAUCUGAUGGCAUCGAUUUGUACAUUUUAUAUAAAGUAUGCCCCUGCUUUGCUACCAAGUGCUGACUUACUGUUU